Messenger RNA from Erythranthe guttata (spotted monkey flower), 740 nucleotides. Its product is annotated as B3 domain-containing protein REM10. The record is from RefSeq and is a predicted model, not a curated record. Gene Ontology annotation, molecular function: DNA binding. Lineage: Eukaryota; Viridiplantae; Streptophyta; Magnoliopsida; Lamiales; Phrymaceae.
AUAUAUAUAUUAUUACAGCAACUUUCUACAUAUUUGGUUUCUGGUGUACUGAUAAAAUGGAAGGAGAAAUAAUAUCAAGGCAUUUUUUCAACGUGAUAGCGCCCGGUUUUCAGAAUAAUUUCAACCUGCCAUCAUCUUUUUGCAAUAAGCUAAAAGAAGAGAAAUCGAAACGGGCGAUCUUGAAAAGUCGUAUAGGGAAAUGGAAGAUCGAUGUGUGCAGAAACGGCGAAGGGCUAAUAUCUUUCGAAAAUGGAUGGCCUCAAUUUGUCCGUGACCAUGGUUUGAGUAUCGGAGACUUUGUAGUGUUUGAACACACCGGUAACUUUCACUUCAACGUUUCCGUGUUUGAUCACACUGCGUGCGAAAAGGAGUUUCCCUUCGAGCCGAAGAACGAGCGCCAUGAAAACAACACCCGAAACCCACACUUUGUCUUGACAAUGAAACCGUCUUUUGCUCAUGAAAAAGCCAGAGUGAAUAUCCCAGCAGAAUUUGCAAGGUCAAACAAUCUAUGUGAUAAAUCUAGUGUAACUUUACGAGAUCCUCGUAAAAGACCAUGGCCGGAGGAACUCGGGCUUCAAAAAAUCGGCCCAUUCCGCCUCGUCAUGUGGAAAGGUUGGCACGCUUUUUAUGUAUCAAACCAACUCAAGAACGGAGAUAUUUGUCGUUUUGAGCUCAAUCCCGAUUCGCUACAAUCCGCAACUGCUUUAAUGGAUGUGCACAUUUCUCGUGCUUCCGUCUAA